AUGCUGAUGCAGUCAACGGCCCCUCUACAAACACCAGAUUAUCUACUUUCCUUCCAAUUUUCAUCAUGGUAUCCGACAUUUUCCUCCAUUAGCAUCAAAAGCACCAUCAUCCGUCCCUUGAGUCAAGCAUUCAAGGAGUACCUCGACUCGGACGGCAUUUUCGUACCAGAAGGUUCAGAAAACGUUCCCGCAGAAAGCUCUCCUUCGGACCAAGAGGAUGAGGACGACGCUGCAGUUGGGCAAUCCUUCUCCUUCCCCGAUCUAGAUGAGCGGAUAAGACAAAUUAUCAAAGAAUACGGCACCAUUUUCCCCAAGCUCAAUUUUUCUUCACCAAAGGACGCAUCAUGGGUGCUACCACCAUCCUCGCCUCUCAAAUGCACAUCUCCAUCAGACGUCUACAUCCUACUCAAAUCCUCGGACUUCAUAUCACACGAUCUAAGUAUCGACGCGGUCUUCGAGGGAUGCCAAUGCGAUUCCUUGAAUCCGCCAUCGUACCAACUCGAGCUUGUCUUGAGGAAAUGGUAUCCUAUAGACCGGAGUCGCGAGUUCAGGUGUUUCGUUCGUGAAGGCCGUCUCAUAGGGAUAUCACAACGCGGUACGAAUUUCUAUGACUUCAUGAACGAGCCGCAAACACAAAACAAGAUCUUAGAAACGCUUCAGCGUUUUUGGGGGGACAAGAUCAAGUCUGAAUGGCAUGGACAGCAAGACUACGUCUUCGACGUGUUGAUGACACGUGAUCUGUCUCGGGGACAUGAUCCUAUACUUCAACCCAUACGCACCCCGAACGGAUCCCCUGCUAUUCACCUCCGUAUCAUCGACUCGCCUUUACAUCCGCUCGCAUCGCGCAACGCACCAGCUUACCAACACAACAUGUUGCCAAUGGAAGCCCUCGCGUUGAGUAGCGGUCGGGACAUCAACGACUUCUCAGAUUUGUGGAAGAAUGAGAUUCAGCAGUCCUUGAAUGACGACGACUAA
This is a messenger RNA of Suillus plorans, 975 nucleotides long. RefSeq names its product D123-domain-containing protein. The coding region runs from base 1 to 975 and encodes 324 amino acids. Lineage: Eukaryota; Fungi; Basidiomycota; Agaricomycetes; Boletales; Suillaceae. The record is from RefSeq and is a predicted model, not a curated record. Gene Ontology annotation, cellular component: cytoplasm. The transcript is spliced from 7 exons.